CUUAGGGAAAACAUUAUUUAAAAUAAUUAAAUCAUGUAGAAAAUAAACUGAUCAGUUGUUGUUGCAGUGAUAAUAAUACAGAGGCGAUGUGCCAAAAUUGAAUGAAGAAUUGAGAUUUGAGAGAGAGAGAAAGAAAGAGGAACUUGAAAGGAAGAUUUCAAUUUGAAGGCAUGAUUUCAAUGUAACACAUCAGCUUGAUUUAUGCCCUAACACUCCCGAUCUCGCUCUCGGGCUGUGCUUCAUCUUGGGAAUUCUAGUGGUAAAUGUCAGGCAGAUCUGCUUGAUAAAAUGGGACAUGUGAAGUUGCAAACACAAACUGGCAUCAAUGCAAUAGAAGAGGGAUCUGAGCAGUUUGAUGCUGGAUAUCCUAACAAAACUACUGUGGCAUGCAUGAUCAAUGCAGAAAUUGGUGCUGUUUUGGCUGUCAUGAGAAGAAAUGUUAGAUGGGGAGUUCAUUAUAUGUCAGAUGAUGAUCAAUUGGAGCAUUCCCUUGUUCAGUCUCUGAAGGCACUAAGGAGGCAAAUUUUUUCAUGGCAGAAUCAGUGGCAUGUCAUAAGCCCGGCAUUGUAUCUCCAGCCUUUUCUGGAUGUGAUUCAAUCUGAUGAAACUGGUGCACCAAUUACUGGUGUUGCUCUAUCAUCUGUUUACAAGAUCUUAACAUUGGAUGUAAUUGAUGAAAACACUGUUAAUGUCGGGGAUGCCAUGCACUUGGUAGUUGAUGCUGUCACGAGUUGCAGGUUUGAGGUGACUGAUCCUGGAUCAGAAGAAGUGGUAUUAAUGAAGAUAUUACAAGUUCUUCUAGCAUGUGUGAAAAGUAAAGCAUCUGUGAUGCUGAGUAACCAACAUAUUUGCACCAUAGUGAAUACUUGUUUCCGUAUAGUUCAUCAAGCAGGAACCAAAAGUGAGUUGUUGCAGCGGAUAGCACGUUACACAAUGCAUGAACUUGUUCGGUGUAUUUUUUCUCACCUUCAAGAUAUUAACAACACAGAACUUGCAUUGAUAAAUGGGGAAACUGCUUUAAAACAAGAGACUGGUGGGCUAAGUAACGAGCAUAAUUCUGCAAACAGACAAUUGGAGAAUGGGAGUUUGAAUUCUGCAAGUGAUGGUCAACCCUUAUCCACAGGAAUUGCUUCUAGUACUGUGAGUGAUGUGGCAGGGACUGUAGUGGAUGAAGACACAGCUAUUGCUAGCAAUGGCAAGGGGACUGAUCCGAGUGAAUUGCAGCUUAUGAAGGAACCAUAUGGGAUUCCCUGCAUGGUGGAAAUAUUUCACUUUUUGUGUUCUUUGUUGAAUGUUGUUGAACACAUGGGAGUGAGUCCUCGAUCAAACACAAUAGCAUUUGAUGAAGACGUGCCUCUUUUUGCCUUAACUUUGAUUAAUUCAGCCAUAGAGUUGGGAGGGGCUUCCUUUCACCGACACCAUAGAUUGCUGAGCUUAAUUCAGGAUGAAUUAUUCCGCAAUCUUAUGCAAUUUGGUUUGUCAAUGAGUCCUCUUGUACUUUCAAUGGUAUCUAGCAUUGUUCUAAAUUUGUAUCAUCAUCUUCGCACAGAACUCAAAUUACAGCUAGAAGCAUUUUUUUCUUGUGUAAUUUUGAGGCUUGCACAAAGCAAAUAUGGAGCUUCAUAUCAGCAACAGGAAGUUGCCAUGGAGGCCCUUGUUGACUUUUGCAGGCAAAAAACAUUCAUGGUGGAGAUGUAUGCCAACUUUGACUGUGACAUAACUUGCAGUAAUGUCUUUGAAGACAUUGCUAAUUUGUUGUCCAAAAGUGCAUUUCCUGUGAACAGUCCAUUGUCUUCCAUGCAUAUUCUUGCUUUGGAUGGUCUUAUUGCUGUCAUGCAAGGAAUGGCUGAAAGGAUAGGCAAUGGAUCUUUAAGUUCUGAACAAUAUCCUGUGAAUCUUGAGGAGUAUACUCCAUUCUGGCUGGAAAAGUGUGAAAAUUUCAGUGAUCCAAAUAAUUGGGUUCCUUUUGUAUGCCGGAGAAAGUACUUCAAGAGAAGAUUGAUGAUUGGAGCCGAUCAUUUUAAUCGUGAUACUAAGAAAGGUCUUGAGUUUCUCCAAGGAUCACAUCUUUUACCUGACAAACUUGAUCCCCAAAGUGUUGCCUGCUUUUUCAGAUACACUGCUGGGUUGGAUAAGAAUCUCAUUGGUGAUUUUCUAGGAAAUCAUGAUGAAUUCUGUGUUGAGGUUCUUCAUGAAUUUGCUAGAACAUUUGAUUUCAAAGACAUGAUGUUAGACACUGCCCUACGUCUAUUUUUGGAGACUUUCAGACUUCCUGGAGAAUCACAGAAGAUACAGAGGGUGCUUGAAGCUUUCUCCGAGAGAUAUUAUGAACAGUCUCCUCAUAUCCUAGCCAAUAAGGAUGCUGCUCUGUUGUUAUCAUACUCAAUUAUAAUGCUUAACACAGAUCAGCACAAUUCGCAGGUCAAAAAGAAGAUGACAGAAGAUGAUUUUAUCCGAAAUAAUAGGCGAAUAAAUGGGGGCAGUGAUCUACCUCGAGAGUUCCUGACGGAACUUUACCAUUCAAUAUGUAAAAAUGAGAUCCAGACAACUCCUGAGCAAGGUUCUGGUUUUCCUGAAAUGACCCCAAGUCGGUGGAUUUAUCUCAUGCACAAAUCAAAAAAAUCUGCUCCAUUCAUCGUUUCUGAUUCUGAAGCAUACCUUGAUUAUGACAUGUUUGCUAUAUUGUCUGGUCCAACAAUUGCUGCCAUUUCUGUAGUAUUUGAUAAUGCUGAGAAUGCAGAGGUAUACCAAACAUGUAUGGAUGGGUUCAUAGCUGUUGCAAAGAUAGCAGCUUACUAUCAUCUAGAAAAUAUACUGGAUGAUUUGGUUGUGUCACUUUGUAAGUUUGUAACUGUUUUUGAUCCAUUAUCUGUUGAGGAGUCAAUCCUAGCCUUUGGAGAUGACACGAAAGCAAGAAUGGCAACUGAGACAGUUUUCACUAUUGCAAAUAGGUAUGGUGAUUACAUCCGCACAGGGUGGAGGAAUAUUCUUGAUUGCAUCCUAAAAUUUCACAAGUUAGGUCUUCUUCCUGCACGAAUGGCCAGUGAUGCAGCUGAAGAGUCAGAGCUUUCUACAGAAACUGAGCAUGAUGGGGGGAAGCGUAAUACUAAUUCUUUAUCUUUAUCCCAUCUUCCAUCUGUUAGUACUCCAAAGAAAUCCUCAGGAUUGAUGAGCAGGUUUAGUCAACUCUUAUAUCUUGGCACUGAAGAGCCAAGAUCAGUACCUACUGAGGAACAACUUGCUGCUCAGCAGUCCACCCUUCAAACAAUUCAGAAGUGUCACAUUGACAGCAUAUUCUCUGAGAGUAAAUUUUUGCAGGCUGAUUCUCUAUUGCAGCUUGCAAAAGCACUCACUAGUGCAGGAGUGCGGUCUAAGAAAGGGAACAGCUCAUUUGAGGAUGAAGAUACUGUGGUUUUCUGCCUGGAGUUACUGGUAGCCAUCACUCUGAAUAACAGGGAUAGAAUAGAACUUCUUUGGCAGGGUGUUUAUGAGCAUAUUUCCAAUAUUGUUCAGUCAACUGUGAUGCCUUGUGCAUUGGUAGAGAAGGCUGUUUUUGGCCUCCUACGGAUUUGUCAUCGCUUGCUUCCCUACAAAGAGAACAUUACUGAUGAACUUCUGAGGUCUCUGCAACUUGUCCUGAAGCUUGAUGCACGUGUUGCCGAUGCAUACUAUGAGCAGAUUACACAGGAAGUUAGUCACCUCAUGAAGGCAAAUGCUUCUCACAUUAGAUCUCAUUUAGGAUGGCGGACGAUUACAUCACUGCUUUCCAUCACUGCUAGACACCUGGAAGCAGCUGAGGCUGGGUUUGAUGCACUGGUGUUCAUUAUGUCAGAUGGAGCCCACUUGCUUCCCGCUAAUUAUGUUCUCUGUGUAGAUGCUGCGAAGCAGUUUGCUGAAUCUCGUGUUGGACAGGUAGAACGGUCUGUAAUGGCCCUUGAUCUUAUGGCAGGGUCUGUCAGUUGUUUAGAGAAGUGGACUAAUGAUGCCAAGCAAGCAGCAAAAGAAGAGGAGGUGGCAAAGAUGUUACAGGAUAUUGGGGACAUGUGGUUGAGGCUCAUACAGGGAAUAAAAAAACUAUGUCUAGACCAGAGAGAGGAGGUUAGAAACCAUGCAUUGUUAUCUUUGCAAAAUUGCCUUACAGGAUCAGUUGGGGUUAAUCUCUCACAUAGCUUGUGGUUACAAUGUUUUGAUCAAGUGAUCUUCACUGUGGUUGAUGACCUCCUUGAAAUUUCUCAGACACACUCUCAGAAGGAAUACCGGAACAUAGAAGGAACACUUGUUCUUGCUUUGAAGCUCUUGUGUAAAAUUUUCCUCCAGUUAAUCCAAGCCCUAUCACAGUUGACUGGCUUCAGUGAAUUAUGGUUGGCUGUUCUAAGUCGGUUAGAAUCUUAUAUGAAAGUGAGAGUUAGGGGAAGGAGAAGCGAGAAGCUUCAGGAGCUGGUACCUGAGCUACUGAAGAACAUAUUGCUUGUUAUGAAAGCAACUCGGGUACUAGUGCGAAGCAGUAGUGUAGAUGGAAAUAGUUUAUUUGAACUGACAUGGCAGCAUAUAAAUAAUAUUGCUCCAUCAUUGAAAUCUGAGUUGUUUCCUGAGCAAGACACUGAAAAAGUUGAAGGUGUGAGACCUGAUGAAAACAAUUCUGUGUCUUCAAAAGAAACAGCAGGUCAAGAUGGUCCUGGUAUUGGUUAAUCACAGUUUCAGCCCUGUGGGGCAACCUGAAUUGGCUUUGAUUGUGUCCCUUUGAACCCAUGGUCUCGGUCCUUGGUUGUUUUCUUUUUUGUUUUUUUCUGAGGUUGUUUGGGUUCUCUUAAACUGAUUAUGCAGUGUUACAGAUCUCAUUCACAUCUCCAUUGGGACGCUUGAUGCUAUUGUAAGAUUUUUGGUUGAAGAUAUGUUAUGGCUUGAGACACAUUAGAACGAGCCAUUGUAGUAUUAUCCUUAUAGAGACCGCCUCCUUUCUCCAUGAGCCACGCCUGAGCUGGUUAACUGCAAAUUGAUUUGGAGUCCUUCUUACUAAAUUGUACAGAACUCGAUAUUCUCUUCACUUAGCUGCGAGAUGUAAUUUACUCGGUAUGAUGCAAGCAACACAAGUUUUGAAAUUGUCAUGAAUAGAUAUAUUUGAACGUCCAAGAGUAUGCCUUAAUUGAUUUA
Messenger RNA from Cajanus cajan (pigeon pea), 5151 nucleotides. RefSeq names its product ARF guanine-nucleotide exchange factor GNOM. Gene Ontology annotation, molecular function: guanyl-nucleotide exchange factor activity. Gene Ontology annotation, biological process: regulation of ARF protein signal transduction. The record is from RefSeq and is a predicted model, not a curated record. Lineage: Eukaryota; Viridiplantae; Streptophyta; Magnoliopsida; Fabales; Fabaceae.